AUGAGGGGCCUCUGUACUGUUCCCCUCCUUCUUCUCGGCCUUGCUACAGCAUCAACACCAGCCAGUAGCAGGGAUAAGCUUCAGCAAAGAGACCUUAAUAACAAUAACCCAUCCGAUCCCUGCGAUUGCUACGUCGUUUCUGGUGAAGACCCGGGGUAUUUCAAACACCACCGCUUCUACGAUUUCCGGAGCCGGGGUUUAGAGCUUGCUGCAGAUAAGGAGAAGCACCCGCAGCAACAGAGACGCAAUAUAACCUCUCGAAGACUGCCUGGGACCGGACGUGGAGGCAUACCUGGACACAUACCCGGCAGCGUGGCUGAUUUCGACUCAAAGGGCCGCGAUAAUGAAGCUGGAGGAGCCCCAGAUCCCAAUGCUGACAGCAACGAGUUCCACCCUACACUGGCCGGCAGCCGCUUCAUCGAAGACUGGGACGUCCAGAACUGGAACAGAGAGGGAUCAGCCCUCUUCCCGAUCCCGAUUAGAAACUCACAUCAUAAUGUCUUCAUAGUGCGCAAUAGCACGGAAAGGGGAGACGAAACAACACAUCUGGUUCUUCGCACUGUACGGAUGGAAAACCAUACUUCCACGGCAGAGGUUCAGACUCAUGAUACUGAUAUCGUUCAUGUUUCACUUCGGGUCAGGCUACGUUUAUAUGCUAACUCGGGCUGGUUCUAUUUUCCGAAAGAAAAGGGUGGAAACAUAAGUACCGUAGAAGAUGAUGCUCAUUAUUUCCUCCCAACUAGCUAUUGGAUAAAGGGCCCUCCAGUCGGUGCAUGUGCAGGUGUUUUCACAUACUACGGGAAAAACGACGAAUCGGACAUUGAAAUCCUCACAGGCGAUCCCCCAAACCUCGUCCGGUAUGCUAAUCAGCCGGACUGGGACCCCAAGACUGAUGAAUCCAUACCCGGUGCAAGUGAUGAGGUAGAAAUCGCUAUUCCCUGGACUCACUGGGGAGACCAUCGAAUUGACUGGUUCCAAGACAUUAGCCGUUGGUAUUUUAAUGGUGAACAACUUGUGUCGAAAACGUAUGGGGUUCCAAAACACCCGAGCAUGUUGAUCCUCAACCUAUGGAGCGAUGGCGGCGAAUGGACGGGGAACAUGACCGUCGGUUCAUCGGUAUAUAUGGGCGUUGAAUGGGUGGAGAUGGUAUACAACAAAACUGCUGAUGUUGAAGGAGCUCAUAAAAAACAUGCCCGGGCUGGUCUUGAAUCAGAAACCGAAGGCGAUGAGCACGAUAAGCACGAGGACAGCAAGGCCACGCAGCCCAGGGCGGACAAAGUCCCUUCCCUCCAAUCCGCUAGACACGGCCGCCCGAGACCCAAGAAGAAACAAGUCGGCAAAGGGAAGAUUGGUGGCCGUCCAAAAAAUAAAGGCACAGGGAAGGGCAAAGGCAAGCAUAAGGGCAAAAAGCCAAAGACAAAACCCAAGCCAAAUGACGAAGACAGCCAGGAGGAAAAGUGCAAAGUAGUUUGUCGUGUUGAUGGGGUUAGGACCCAAGGGGUCCCUGAGGUCAUUUGA
Molecule: messenger RNA, 1518 nt
Organism: Trichophyton benhamiae CBS 112371
Lineage: Eukaryota; Fungi; Ascomycota; Eurotiomycetes; Onygenales; Arthrodermataceae
Product: endo-1,3(4)-beta-glucanase, putative
Exons: 1
Coding region: 1-1518 (505 amino acids)
Biological process (GO): carbohydrate metabolic process
Molecular function (GO): hydrolase activity, hydrolyzing O-glycosyl compounds
Source: RefSeq, a predicted model, not a curated record